Phaeoacremonium minimum UCRPA7 is the source of this 402-nucleotide messenger RNA. RefSeq names its product putative internalin protein. The record is from RefSeq and is a predicted model, not a curated record. NCBI's taxonomy places the organism in Eukaryota, Fungi, Ascomycota, Sordariomycetes, Togniniales, Togniniaceae. The transcript has 2 exons. The coding region runs from base 1 to 402 and encodes 133 amino acids.
AUGAAGGUCGCUAUUGUCUUGUCUGUUCUUGCCGCAAGUGCUUUGGCACUACCCACCUUCCGAAGUGCCCAGCCCGCUGGUGCAGCUCCUCGGGCGGACACCAGCGCCGAUGAGUCGUACUUGCCGAUGAAGGCUCGUGCCGACACUGCUGCUGAUGAAUCGUAUCUUCCUAUGAAGAAACGCGCAGACACGAGUGCGGAUGAAUCUUACCUGCCUAUGAAGCAGCGCGCCGAGACGAACGCCGAUGAAUCAUACUUGCCGAUGAAGAAGCGUGCCGAGACCAGUGCCGAUGAGUCUUACCUUCCCAUGAAAGAGCGUGCAGACACCAGCGCCGACGAGUCGUAUCUGCCCAUGAAGUCUCGGGCUGAGACUAAUGCGGAUGAGUCUUACCUUCCCAUGUAA